AUGACAGUGAAUUAUCAAACACCAUGUCUCCUGACCACCACUGUUGCCCCAACAACAACUACCAACACCACACCACUUCCUACCCUUUUGACUUCAGUGACAUCAACAACUAGAUUCGGCACAGCCGUGGUUUUUGUUAAACUGAUAUUCAACCUCAAAAAACCAGUCCCCACUGAGGCUGAUGUCCUUGGUGCCGUCAAUAAGCAACUGUCUCUUCAAUCCAAGACCACUCAAACCACCUUCCAGAAUGCAACUUAUAUCAAACUUACAGAUACUUCAUUUGCCAUCAACCUUGGUUUCAAAAUAACCAAUGUAACCCUGGAGUCUCUAAGUAAUAGACUCACAUUCACCAAUGAGACCUACGUCCAGAUACAGCUUUCAAUUAACGCACUACUCCGUCAACUUCUCAGUGAACCAAACGGCAACCAGUUUCAAUUUCCCAACGCCAACUUCAUUGAUGAUGGCACUGAAAUCAGGGCAAACGUGACGUAUGUAUACAAAGAGGAUGAUGUCAACCACCCUAGUGGUUUUCUACAGGAAGUCUUAAAAGUCUCAGGUCUCCUGACCACCACUGUUGCCCCAACAACAACUACCAGCACCACACCACUUCCUACACUUUUACCGACCACUCCUUUCAAUACCACAAGUGUUGGAGGUUUUCCUGGCUGGGCUUUGGCCAUUAUCAUUCCUUGUGGCAUCGCUAUCAUUCUGGUACCCCUGUGGAUCCUGCUAUGUUGUAUGCUAUGUGGCUGCUGUGCAGCUGUAAGGAGACGCUGGCACAGACGCAGAUCUUACAAUGUACAGUACACCACCAGAAACGGACUCUUCUGAAGUGACAACACUAACAUCAGUAGGCAAUUGUCAUCACAAGAACAGCCAAUUAUCUACCUAUAUCUGCUAAUCAGGAGGUUUCAUUGGGUACUUGCAUCUAUUUAUUUUUUAUUUUUUAGCAUGAAAAUAAAAUUCAUAAUGGGCUUAAUAAUCCACAGCUGUUUUGUGCAUUGUACAAUUUUUUAUAUUAUACAUCUGAUUGUUUAUCAAAGUUACAGCUGAGCUGAACAGCAUGUAUGUUUAUGUAUUUAUUAGCUAUGUAAUUUAUGUGGUUUCAAGCUGUGCUGUCCACUGACUAAAAUGGUUAUCAGUUAUUUAUUUAACGUAUAAUAAGGUAGAUUAAAAUAUUUAUUUGAGUUUUGUUAUUUCCUCUCUUGACUAACUAUUAACUAAUUUAUUUUCAACUGCAAUACAGUACUUGUUUCUUCAUCACACAGUUUGACAAAUGUAAUAAAGACUUUGCAAAUCAGUA
Molecule: messenger RNA, 1303 nt
Organism: Oncorhynchus nerka (sockeye salmon)
Lineage: Eukaryota; Metazoa; Chordata; Actinopteri; Salmoniformes; Salmonidae
Exons: 8
Coding region: 1-831 (276 amino acids)
Source: RefSeq, a predicted model, not a curated record